Molecule: messenger RNA, 1005 nt
Organism: Dictyostelium discoideum AX4
Lineage: Eukaryota; Evosea; Eumycetozoa; Dictyosteliales; Dictyosteliaceae
Exons: 2
Coding region: 1-1005 (334 amino acids)
Biological process (GO): steroid biosynthetic process
Molecular function (GO): oxidoreductase activity, acting on the CH-OH group of donors, NAD or NADP as acceptor
Source: RefSeq, a predicted model, not a curated record
AUGACAAACACUGAAGUUACAAAUAGUUCAAAAACUGUUGCCGUCACCGGAGCCACUGGUUUCAUAGGAACAUAUAUUGUUCGUGAUUUACUUGAAAAGAACUACAAAGUAUUGGCCUUGGUUCGUGAUCCAAAUAAUCAAGAAAAAUUAAAAACCUUAAAAUCAUUUGAUAAAGAUCAAAGAUUAUCCUUCUCUGGUGGUGAAUUAGAAAAUGUUGAUUAUGAAACCGUUUUAAAUGGUGUUGAUUAUGUAAUUCACACGGCCUCUCCAUUUAUUUAUACUGCCGAAGAUGUCCAAAAAGAAAUUAUUGACCCAGCAAUUAAUGGUACUGUUGCUGUCUUAAAAGCUGCUUCAAAAAUUAAAUCAAUUAAAAAAGUUAUUGUAACUUCUUCAGGUUUGGCUGUAGUUGAUUUUACAAAUACAGAAAAAACUGAAUACAAUGAUGAUGAUUGGGCAAGUCCACCAAUUUCUAAUCCAUAUGCUUAUUCAAAAGUUGAAGCUGAAAAAGCAGCCUGGGAAUUCGUUAAGGAAAAUGAAAAAGAUGAAUCCGCUAACCACUUUAAAUUGGUUGUAAUGAAUCCAACUUUCAUUUUAGGAGCUGCUUUAUCAACUUUGAUUAAUUCAAGUGUUGGGGUUAUUAUUAAACAAUUAUUUGAAGCAGUGCCACCACCACCAAUCUCAAUAGGUAUUGUUAAUGUCCAAGAUGUUUCAACUGCUCAUAUUCUUGCUUUGGAAAGUGAAAAUGCUGAUAACAAAAGAAUUACAAUCAAUCAAUCAGUAGUUACAUUUAAGAACUUUAUUGAAGUUGCAAUGAAACAAUUCCCACAAUUCAAAUACAAUACAAACAUUGUUAAUCUUCCAGAGGAACCACAUUCAUAUUCAUUAAGAUCAAAUAGAUUAAUUGAUGAAUUAGGUUUUAAAUCUUUCGUCUCAUUAGAGGAAACAAUCAAAACAAUGAUUGAACACUUAUUAUCAAAUGGUUUAAUUAAACCAGAGUUACUAUAA